This is a messenger RNA of Psylliodes chrysocephalus, 1239 nucleotides long. Lineage: Eukaryota; Metazoa; Arthropoda; Insecta; Coleoptera; Chrysomelidae. The record is from the annotation of a GenBank genome assembly.
GUCAAGGUCAAGAGAUAUUUAAACAUUUUUUGAUCACAUGAGUGUUUCUGAAAAGGUUACUAAAAUAGUCGUUUGGUUGUAGUUGUUUUGUGUUGUAUAGUAUAUCUUCAUUUUUAAAAAUCAACAUUUAGACAAGUAGUCAAAGGGAUCUUUAUUUUAAUAAUUAUGGCACUGAAAAUAAGUAUUCUCAAGAUUUUUUUACUUUAUGCUUUAUAGUAUAGAAUGGAAUGGGACUAAUGUAUUGGCGUCUGAACAAAAAUAUUUUUAACUAAGGCACAAAAUAUUUUUUUUCUUUGCAGGGGGUCGAUUCUCGACUUGUAGGAACCUUUUCCUAUAGGAAUUUGUGACAUUUUCCUACAUGUAGACAAAUGUCAUAAAUUUCCGAUGUGUAGAAAAAUGUCAAAAAUUCCUAUAGGAAAAAAUUCCUACGAGUCGAGAAUCGACCCCCAGGCCAAAGCUAACAACCUAUUAGCAAAAGCAAUAUUUGCAUCAGGAAGACCUCUCUCCAUGGUAGAGCUUCAAUUUUGGAAAGAUAUUUUAAUUUUCUUACACCCCUCUUAUGCUCUCGCUCUUCCAACAAGAAAAACGUUGUCAACUACAUUAUUGGAUUCUCAUUAUGAAGUCAAGAGUGAUAUAGAAAUAACUAUUGCUGAAUCUGACCAUUUAGCUUUGCAGUUAGAUGGAUGGUCGAAUAUAAGAUCAGAAGGCAUCAUUAAUUUUGUUGUAACAACAGCAGAGCAAAAAAUGUUUUACAUCAAAAUUUUAGAGACAAAAGAACAUCGCCAUACUUCAGAAUAUAUUGCUAUAGAAACUGUGAACGUACUCAAUCAGUAUAACCCUAAUAAGUGUAUAGCUAUCAUAACUGAUAAUGCAGCUAAUAUGAAAAAGACUACAGCUUCUAUUAGCGAGAUUUUACAUAAAGAAAAGGAACAAGCUAACAACUCCGCGUGCAAUAAAAUUAACGUACAUCGCCAAUUACUGGGAAAGAUAGCUGUACGGGAUGUACCACUUGACAAAAACGAGUGUCCAUCUAUUUCUAGUUUGACUCAAGUAACUGAAAGUGUUCAGCAUUCUAACAUGAUAUUGCCGGAAGCAGAGAUACCUGGACCUUCAGGCCUUUCAAAAUCACCAAUAAAUUGUGAUUCAGAGACGGAGACAGAAACUUCUUCGGAGGACUCUGAUUCUGAUGAGGAAGACGUGACCGAUGAGGUUAAUAGCUCAGAAACAGGUUUAGUUUAG